AAGACCUUUAACAAUGACCAGGAUGACAUGAGUUUAGAUUAACUUUAUGUACUUUAACAAUGGGAGGGUGUUGGAAAAGGUUCUGAUUUACAAUGAAGAUUCUUAUUUACUGCUUGAUUGGUAAAGACACAAAGAUGCAAGAGUGAAGAUGGGGGACUGGAACUUUCUCGGUGGGAUUUUGGAGGAGGUGCACAUCCACUCCACCAUGGUGGGGAAGAUAUGGCUGACCAUCCUCUUCAUCUUCCGCAUGCUAGUGCUAGGAGUAGCGGCAGAGGACGUAUGGAACGAUGAACAGGCUGAUUUUAUCUGCAAUACCGAGCAGCCUGGUUGCCGCAACGUGUGCUAUGACAAAGCAUUUCCCAUUUCCCUUAUCCGCUACUGGGUGCUGCAGGUAAUUUUUGUAUCUUCACCCUCGCUGGUGUAUAUGGGCCAUGCCCUCUACCGUCUCAGAGCCCUUGAGAAAGAACGUCAGCGCAAAAAAAUGGCACUGAGACGUGAACUUGAGGGAGUGGACAUGGAGAUGGUAGAGGUACGGCGCAAGAUUGAACGUGAGCUUCGGCAGAUUGACCAGGGGAAGCUAAACAAAGCUCCACUGCGAGGGUCCCUGUUGCGCACCUAUGUGGCUCACAUAGUCACCCGCUCUGCAGUAGAGGUGGGAUUCAUGACAGGACAAUAUGUUCUCUAUGGCUUCCAACUAAAUCCGCUAUACAAAUGUGAGCGGGAGCCCUGUCCAAAUGCGGUGGAUUGCUUUGUGUCUCGACCCACUGAGAAAAGUGUCUUCAUGGUGUUUAUGCAAUGCAUAGCUGCCAUCUCAUUAUUUCUCAAUAUUUUGGAGAUCAUGCACCUUGGCUACAAGAAGCUGAAGAAGGCCAUCUUAAACUUUUACCCACAGUUUAGGGAUGAUAUUGAUGACAGCUACUAUCCCAACAAAUUGAAGAAAGAUUCUGUGGUGCAUCAGACAUGCAUUGGGACCUCCACUGGCCACAAAGACACAAUUGCAUCAGCACCCAGCGGCUACAACCUCUUGCUGGAUAAACCACCUGAUGGAUCUGGCUACCCUCCUUUGAUUAACCCAUCCUCCAGUUUCUUGCCUGUUCAGGGUGAUAUGCCAACUAAAAAUGGCUCUGAUGCACCAAAGUACUCACAGCACAGCCCCACUGAGCACAACAGCAAUUCUAACAAUACUAGCAGUGACACACGCUCGCCACCUUGUGACUCUAUCACACCACCAAAGCAAGAGGAGGGUGACGAUUCUGCCCACAUACCUCCACAUAAUAAAGAGCUGGAGUCCAAGACUUCCAACUCCUCAAGCCACCCAAGGGAUUCUUCUCACACAUCAUCUGGUGUGGGAAAGAAGCCAUGGAAAGUCAGUGCACCCUGGAAUUGCUCGACAGUUGUUGAAGGUAACGUCUCAGACUCUGAUUCUUUGGAAGGCGCAAAAGCCAGCUGUCCAUAUGCAACUGUGCGGGCACGUACGUCCUCCAGGUCCGACCCCAGAAGAAGUAGGCCCACCACUCCUGAUUCAAUCGAAGAAUCCAGCUCAGAGUCCCGGCAUAGUCCACAACGAUUGUCACCAAGCCGUCGCACCUCAUUGGCUAGCAGUGCCAGUAGCAGACGGGCAGCUCCCACAGACUUACAGAUAUGACAACAACUUUAAGUCUAUUCACAAUUAAAGAUUAUUUAUUAAAUUACCUACAUUUCAGGAUAUUCACAUUACAUUUUUUGGCAAGGCUUUUUUUAUAUUUUUGGACAUUUCCUUUAAAUAAUUCAUAUUUUGAAUAAUGCUGUUAAUGUCUAUAAAGCUCAGAUGUUAAAGUUUUACCAUUAUUUAAAUUGAGGACAGAAAGACAGAAAACUCAAAAGCGCAUUUUCCAUAUUACAUCAGUUGACUCCUUUAACGGAGUGUCAACUGAUGUAAUAAAUAUAUUGUUGUUGAUUUCUUUACAUAUCAAUUUAAGAACAAUUAGCAAUAUAUUUCAAUAAAGAACAGAAUGACUGUAAAAUAGAGAACAACCUGUUCAAUAGAUCUUCAGUUUCAUUAUUUACAAAAUUUUAACAGCUGUAACACUUUCAAAAAUGAUUUGUUACAGGUACAAAACUGGUCACAACAAUUACAAUGCAGUCAUGCCAAAUUUUAGAUACUUCUCUGAAAAUCCAAAGCAACUUACUGUACAUUCAAUGUAUACAUUUUAUCAUUUUUUAUGUUCCCAGGGAAUCAAACCGAUGAUCUUGGCAUAGAGAGUUAGAAUCAUGCUCUACCAACUGAGCUAUAGGAAACCAUUUUCCCAUUUUUGGACAAUCAUCAUGUCUAAACAAGGUUGCAACAGUGGGAAUAUAUAAAGUCUCAGAAAGAUAUAUGUAAAUAUAUAGUAGAAUACAUUUUUGUUUUUUUGCUAGCAAGAUAUGAGUGGGCAACUGGGUAAUCUUUAAUGAUCAUGCACUUUUUACCAACAGGAUGAAGUUGGCUUAGUAACUACCACUGCUGGUCCAAGUUAUACGUUUGUGAGAUGUUCCGGAUGGAAGAUGGCUAAUAGAAAGUUUAGGCCUGAAUGGAACUUUUUAUUACAUUACUAAAUCCAAAUAUACAUGCUUGUGUUUAUUACUGUUUUUUUUUUUUUUGUCUGUACAUCAAGGUCUGAUGCCAUUAAUGUCAGCUUAAAAUGCUGUCAUCUCUCGUUACAUGUCACACUAUGGCUUUAAACUAUUUUUCAUACAUUCGUAGAACAAUUUUGAUAAACAAAACAUGUUACUUUGUAUUAAAAGGGGACCAAGCAUUCUCUUUAAUUUAACAAUCUCAUGUUUCCCUCAAUUUGAACAACAGUUCUGGUGUAGUUAUGGGAGCUCAAACUAUUUCUAUUUGAAGUUCUCAUAGCACCAUCUACUGGACUGUAGAAUAUAUUUGAAAUCCUCACACUGAAAAUAUGUCUAAGAUAUUAGCUAAUUAAAGUGCUCGAAUUUGAGUGUUAAGAACUGGAUCUAUUUGUCUUGCUGUUUUAAAGAUGAAGAUUUGUGUUAACAACAGAACACAUCAAACGUCCUCUGAACUACAAAAAAUAAAGAGGAGGAUUGUCAGAUUAUUUUUAAUUCCCAUUUUACUUGAAAACGGUCAACUUUGACUAUUUCAAGAUAUCUUAAGAUCGAAUCCCAUAUUUGGUCCUAACCACCAAUA
Messenger RNA from Xyrauchen texanus (razorback sucker), 3169 nucleotides. RefSeq names its product gap junction alpha-9 protein-like. Lineage: Eukaryota; Metazoa; Chordata; Actinopteri; Cypriniformes; Catostomidae. Gene Ontology annotation, cellular component: connexin complex. The record is from RefSeq and is a predicted model, not a curated record. The transcript is spliced from 2 exons. The coding region runs from base 149 to 1645 and encodes 498 amino acids. Gene Ontology annotation, biological process: cell communication.